This is a messenger RNA of Cricetulus griseus (Chinese hamster), 1743 nucleotides long. Lineage: Eukaryota; Metazoa; Chordata; Mammalia; Rodentia; Cricetidae. The record is from RefSeq and is a predicted model, not a curated record.
UCUCGUGAUGUUGGUCAUAAGGUCUCGAGUACCCGUUGAGCCAGCAGCUGCGUUUGCAGCAUGGCCUCGGAGCAGGAUGUUCGGGCACAGCUGCAGCGCGCGGGCCAGGAGCAUCUCCUUCGCUUCUGGGCCGAUUUGGCCCCGGAGCCUCUAGCUGCGCUGCUAGCGGAGCUCGCCACUCUGGAGCCUGACGCUCUGCGAGAGCACUGCCAGCGCGCCGCGGCCGCCUGCGCGCUUACACCGGGUCCUCUGGCGGACUUGGCGGCGCGCCUGCAGCCUCUGCCCCCAGAAUGCGUGGGCAGCGCGAUCCGCUGCGACCAAGAGACACGCCUGCGGUGGGAAGAGGAAGGUUUCCGACAGAUUGCUCUGAACAAAGUGGCUGUCCUGCUGCUGGCCGGUGGGCAGGGCACUCGCCUGGGCGUCACCUACCCCAAGGGCAUGUAUCAAGUAGGGCUGCCCAGCCAAAAGACCCUGUACCAACUGCAGGCAGAGCGGAUCCGGCGUGUUCAACAGUUGGCUGGCCAGCGACUGGGGACCCAUUGCACCGUGCCCUGGUACAUCAUGACCAGUGAGUUUACACUGGGACCGACCAUCAAGUUCUUCAAGGAGCAUGACUUCUUCCACCUAGACCCUGCUAACGUGGUCCUGUUCGAGCAGCGCAUGCUACCUGCUGUGACUUUUGAGGGCAAGGCCAUACUGGAACGGAAAGACAAAGUUGCCAUGGCCCCAGAUGGCAACGGGGGCUUAUACUGUGCCCUGGCUGACCACCAGAUCCUGGAGGACAUGAAACGUCGGGGUGUGGAGUUUGUGCAUGUGUACUGUGUGGACAACAUCCUGGUGCGGCUGGCUGACCCAGUCUUCAUAGGCUUCUGUGUGCUUCGGGGUGCAGACUGCGGUGCCAAGGUGGUGGAGAAAGCAUACCCUGAGGAGCCAGUUGGUGUGGUGUGCCAGGUGGAUGGUGUCCCCCAGGUGGUGGAAUACAGCGAGAUUAGCCCUGAGACCGCUGGGCUCCGAGGGCCUGAUGGGGGCUUGCUCUACAACACGGGCAAUAUCUGCAACCAUUUCUUCACCCGAGACUUCCUGGAUAAGGUCACCAGGGAGUUUGAGCCCUUGCUGAAGCUGCAUGUGGCCGUGAAGAAGGUCCCAUAUGUGGACGAGGAGGGAAAUCUGGUAAAGCCGCUAAAACCGAAUGGGAUAAAGAUGGAGAAGUUUGUGUUUGAUGUGUUCCAGUUUGCUAAGAACUUCGUUGCCUUUGAAGUAUCUCGGGAGGAGGAAUUCUCCCCAUUGAAGAAUGCUGACACAGCCAGCAGGGACAACCCUUCCACCUCCAGGAGAGCCUUGUUGGCUCAGCACUACCGCUGGGCUCUGCAGGCCGGAGCCCACUUCCUGGAUGUACAUGGGGUCCAGCUUCCUCAGCAGUCUGGCUUGCUCCCAAAUGGAGACCCUCCAGCCAUCUGUGAGAUAUCGCCCUUGGUGUCUUACUCUGGAGAGGGGUUGGAGAUGUACCUACAAGGCCGAAAACUCCAGUCUCCAUUCAUUCUGGAUGAGGACCAAGCCAGGCUGCUGCAGCCACAGGAGUGCUAACCCGCUGGCUCCCAGCCUCUCCAGCCCUGGGGCUCUAUCGGGUGCUGAUAUAGCUCUGGCCCAGGCUCUGGGUGGAAAUGCUGGCCUGCAGGACACAGAAGGGAGUGUGCUAGUUUACUUUACAAGGUUGGGACCUCUUUGGGUCCCCCAUGGACUGUA